GGGGCAGGAUGCUCCAGAGAGGGAAUUUCACGGGGUGAGAUGGAUGAUGGGCAGCAGCAGCACCGGGGAGAGAGAGGGGGAGGAACAGCAGAAUCCAGAGCCGGGGAGUCCGGGACGGGAAGGGGGAGAAGGAGGGAGAUUGGCUCCUGCUGAGGAACAGAAUGAUUUUCCCUUCUCCCUCUUGAACUCUAAAACUUGACACAUCAGAGCACUGUGGAUUUAUGCUUUUACAGAUCACUGUAGUCCAGACUUUGAAAUAAAAGCAGCUGUGGAGCUCUAGGAGGGAUGCUCUAUACAGAGUUCAUUAAUAAGGCACUUCACUGGACAUGAGUGGGAUGGGAUCAGAUCACAACAAUUCUUCCCAGGAAGAAUACAUCCCACACAAUCUCCAAAAGGAAGAUCCCUUUGCAUCAAAGCUCUCUAGAGAAGCUGACAUCAUAGCUGGCUUUUAUUUGACAAUAAUUGGGAUCCUUUCAACUUUGGGAAAUGGGUAUGUUAUUUUUAUGUCCUCAAAGCGAAAAAAGAAGCUGAGACCUGCUGAGAUAAUGACUGUUAAUUUAGCAGUGUGUGAUCUGGGCAUUUCAGUUGUAGGCAAACCCUUCAGCAUCAUCUCCUUCUUUUCCCACCGCUGGGUGUUCGGGUGGAUAGGCUGCCGCUGGUAUGGGUGGGCUGGUUUCUUCUUUGGCUGUGGGAGCCUCAUCACCAUGACAGCUGUCAGCCUGGACAGGUACCUGAAAAUCUGCCACUUGUCCUAUGGUACCUGGCUUAAGAGGCAUCACGCAUUUAUCUGCCUGGCUAUAAUCUGGGCCUAUGCUUCGUUCUGGGCCACAGUGCCUUUUGCUGGGGUGGGGAGCUACGCCCCCGAGCCCUUCGGGACCUCCUGCACUCUGGACUGGUGGCUGGCACAGGCUUCAGUGGCUGGACAGGUUUUUGUUCUGAGCAUCCUUUUCUUCUGCCUCCUGUUCCCAACUGCGGUCAUUGUGUUUUCCUACGUCAAAAUAAUUUUAAAAGUCAAAUCAUCCACCAAAGAAGUUUCUCACUACGAUACCAGGAUUCAGAACAGCCACAUACUUGAAAUGAAGCUGACCAAGGUGGCAAUGUUGAUCUGCGCAGGGUUCCUCAUUGCCUGGAUCCCUUACGCCGUGGUCUCGGUCUGGUCAGCCUUUGGACGGCCAGACUCGGUCCCCAUCCAGUUCUCAGUGGUACCAACACUGCUUGCAAAGUCAGCAGCCAUGUACAACCCCAUCAUUUACCAGGUCAUCGACUGCAAGUUUGCCUGCUGCCGGCCGGGAGGGCUGAAGGCCAAGAGCUCUUUGAAGAAAUCAAGGCAAAGUUUGUGCUGCAUACCUGUGGAAUUCCUGAAAACACUAAUUAUGCACUUGGAGGAAAAGUAUUUUGUUCUAUAUAAUAUAAAAGGACAUACACGAUAUCUGCACACGGGGACUCCACAGCCAUGA
Molecule: messenger RNA, 1457 nt
Organism: Passer domesticus (house sparrow)
Lineage: Eukaryota; Metazoa; Chordata; Aves; Passeriformes; Passeridae
Product: opsin-5-like
Exons: 8
Coding region: 327-1457 (376 amino acids)
Biological process (GO): cellular response to light stimulus; visual perception; phototransduction
Cellular component (GO): plasma membrane
Molecular function (GO): G protein-coupled photoreceptor activity
Source: RefSeq, a predicted model, not a curated record